Molecule: messenger RNA, 342 nt
Organism: Rotaria socialis
Lineage: Eukaryota; Metazoa; Rotifera; Eurotatoria; Philodinida; Philodinidae
Source: the annotation of a GenBank genome assembly
AUGGAUUUUCUUAAUGCAUUCAAUAAUUUGCAAAAUCGAUUGUUUGCUUUACAAGUAGUACAAAUGCCGAAAAGAAAACAAUUUACAUUAAAAGAUGUGUCUGCCCAUUGUACAGAAGCUGAUUGUUGGAUGGUAGUCAAAGAUGUUGUCUAUGAUUUAACAGAAUUUAUGCGAGAACAUCCAGGCGGUUCCGAUAUAAUGUUAGAAUAUGCUGGUACUGAUGCUACCAUGGCAUUUUCUGACAAACCGCAUAGUUUAGAUGCAUGGACAAUAUUAGAAAAAUACAUCGUUGGCGAACUAAUACCAGAAGAAAGGAUGUUUGAUACAAAAUCUUCAUCUUGA